Molecule: messenger RNA, 8547 nt
Organism: Dicentrarchus labrax (European seabass)
Lineage: Eukaryota; Metazoa; Chordata; Actinopteri; Moronidae
Gene: roraa
Product: RAR-related orphan receptor A, paralog a
Exons: 11
Coding region: 332-1891 (519 amino acids)
Biological process (GO): regulation of transcription by RNA polymerase II
Cellular component (GO): nucleus
Molecular function (GO): RNA polymerase II cis-regulatory region sequence-specific DNA binding; nuclear receptor activity; zinc ion binding
Source: RefSeq, a predicted model, not a curated record
GUACACAAGUGCCGAGCAAGGUCAGACAAAUAAAAUAUUUCCAUUCCCAUGUAAAACUGCGCAGGGUCGAUCUGCAUGGAUUACUUUCAGGCCUACAUCUAUUCUUCGGCUAUUGACAACCUCUCCCUUUUCAGUGUGCAUGACUGGAGCUCUCACUAGCGCUGCUAGUGGACAAUCAAACCUACACACCCACCUCCAGACACACUCGCAUUUCUCAUUUCUUACUUCUAGUCUAAAUUAGAUAGCAAGACGUAGUGUCGGAGCUCACAGAUCGCAUUAGAAUUAGUUUCAAGUACUAGCGGUAGUUAAACAGUAAACCUUGAAAUUCAACAUGGAGUCCCCUCCAGAUCCAGCGAGCGACCCGGGCAACAGCGCCUCGGAGCCGGCUACCCCGGUCAGGGAAACCCCGGUAAACCUGGAGUCGCUCCGGAAAGCGGACCAUCCAGCCCCGGUUCGAAGGCAGACCUGUUCAAGCACCAACAGAGGUAUCUCAGUAACAAAGAAGACACAUACCUCUCAAAUCGAAAUAAUUCCCUGCAAGAUCUGUGGAGACAAAUCAUCAGGCAUCCAUUACGGAGUGAUAACAUGUGAAGGCUGUAAGGGCUUCUUCCGGAGGAGUCAGCAGAGCAAUGCAGCCUACUCCUGCCCCCGUCAGAAGAACUGCCUGAUCGACCGCACCAGCCGCAACCGCUGCCAGCACUGCCGGCUGCAGAAGUGCCUGGCAGUGGGCAUGUCACGAGAUGCGGUGAAGUUUGGCCGCAUGUCAAAGAAGCAGCGAGACAGCCUGUACGCCGAGGUCCAGAAGCACAGGCUGCAACAGCAGCAGCGUGACCACCAACAACAGCCUGGAGAGGCGGAGCCGCUCACACCUAGCUAUGGCCUCUCAGCCAAUGGCCUCACAGAGCUCCAUGACGACCUCAGCGGCUACAUGGAUGGUCACACCCCCGAUGGCAGCAAACCAGACUCGGCGGUCAGCAGCUUCUACUUGGACAUCCAGCCAUCUCCUGACCAGUCAGGCCUGGACAUCAACGGCAUCAAGCCGGAGCCCAUCUGCGACUUUGCCCCCGGCUCUGGCUUCUUCCCUUACUGCUCCUUCACCAACGGAGAAACCUCCCCCACCGUGUCCAUGGCUGAAUUAGAGCACCUGGCCCAGAACAUCUCCAAGUCACACAUGGAGACAUGUCAGUACCUGAGGGAGGAGCUGCAGCAGAUGACCUGGCAGGCCUUCCUGCAGGAGGAGGUGGAGAACUACCAGAGCAAGCCCCGGGAAGUCAUGUGGCAGCUGUGUGCUAUCAAAAUAACAGAGGCCAUUCAGUAUGUGGUGGAGUUCGCCAAGCGCAUCGACGGCUUCAUGGAGCUGUGUCAGAAUGAUCAGAUAGUGCUGCUGAAAGCAGGCUCUUUGGAAGUUGUGUUUGUCAGAAUGUGCCGUGCCUUUGACUCGCAAAACAACACAGUCUAUUUUGAUGGAAAGUAUGCCGGACCUGAUGUGUUCAAGUCAUUAGGCUGUGACGACUUGAUCAGCUCCGUCUUCGAGUUUGGGAAAAACUUGUGUUCUAUGCACCUGUCUGAGGAUGAGAUCGCCCUGUUCUCCGCCUUUGUGUUGAUGUCUGCUGACCGGUCCUGGCUCCAGGAGAAGGUGAAGGUUGAGAAACUCCAGCAGAAGAUCCAACUGGCCCUCCAGCAUGUGCUGCAGAAGAACCACAGAGAGGAUGGUAUACUCACAAAGUUGAUAUGCAAAGUGUCGACACUGCGAGCGCUGUGCAGUAGGCAUACAGAGAAGCUUACAGCUUUCAAAGCAAUAUACCCAGACAUUGUGCGUGCCCACUUCCCCCCCUUAUACAAGGAGCUGUUCGGAUCAGACUUUGAGCAGUCCAUGCCCGUUGACGGGUAGCAGCCCUGCCAGGUGCCAGUGUGCCCACCGUAGGGGAAUGUGGAGGAGGAAUCUGAGACACUUUAUUGGUGCCCUGCACAAACCAGAGCGGACAGAUGGCACGCUGUUCAACUCCUUCUUUUACAUCGAAAGGGGAGGGCUUAGGGAGUUGAUUCUCAAGGUUUACUUUACUGAAUUUAGUUCUCUUUGGAAGACUUGUGGGACCCGACACCCCAUGGGACAUGAAGAGGAGAUAGGGACAAAUAAUUUCUGUCUGGUUGAACUUGACCCUCUUUUGCGCAUUUCUAACAUGGAAUUCAUGAUUCACUUCAUUUCAUUCAUUCAUUUUCACCAGUAUUUAUUGCAUCACCUUCAUUGAGUUUAUCUGUGCAUCUGACUUGUAAUUGUAUAACCAAUUAACAAGUCACUUUUGGAAUUGAAAUAGUUUUAAGAUGUCUUUAAUGAGAAUAUAAAUCAACAUCACAAUUUUUCAGAUUACACUCCAAAACAGUUUCAGUAUUGUCAUAUUUAAAGUUUUAAAUAGUCUUAUCCCUAUCUGUCCCCAAACUGAAAUAAAUAGCUGAUAAAUGCGCACAUUUUGGUCAAGUUCAGCCAUUUUUCUCUUGUGUUCAGUUGUAUCUUUUGGACGCAGUUCCUGGAAUGAAAACUCACAGCGACUUUGAGGGAGGGUCUGUCGGCAUGGUGAUGCAAUCGGCACCUCUCUAUGGACAAUCGUUAAAAAAAAAAAAAGAAACAUAGAAUUCUGGUAAUUCUAAUGAAAAACGCAAUGAUUUUAGCUGUCAAAGACUCCAUCCACCAUUGUUGCAUAGUGAAAUCAUGUAAGGCCAUCUGCUAUUAAUCCUUCUCUGGACAGGUGCCCUGGAGAAGCACAGGGCACCAACACAAUGAAAAGGGUCCAUUCCACCUGUUUUAUAAUGUACUACAGGGUAUAUGGUCAUAAGUACUUACUAUACAGAAAAAAGUAAUGUUUAUAGAAUCUAUUUUAAAUAACAUGUAUGAUAUUAGUAGUUAGACCAUUCUUAAUUGUUGAAUUGAUAAGGCACUUUUAUUUACACUUUUCUUUAAUUUAAGACUUGUAUAUUUACCUAGUGAUGUGUUGCAUGUGCACAAGAAAUACAAGUUGAACCAUGGUCACAGAGGCUAGUCCUGGGAGCUGCAGAUGAUACUGGUCUGGAAGUGUAAGGGCUGUCUGUCAGGAUUGCUGGUGUGGCUGCUGGUUGGUGAACAAAGAGGCAUGGAUGAGAAGACAUUUUAGAGAAGCUCUGUCACCUGUUACCUCAACAACUGCCUGUCAGACACCUGUCAAAAUGUAGCUCCUAUACUCCUUUUAGCAAGUAUGGACACAUAACAGUAACAGCCAACAAACCUUCUAGUGACGUUACAGUCUCGUGGGUUUCUUGAUCUUUCUUAUGAACAGACCUGGAUUGAACAUCAUUUGUUUAAACCUUUUUGUCUAAAUAAAAAUAUUUGGUACAAAUUUUACUGUGAAAAACCUCACAUAUUAUGUGAAGAAGGGCACAAGAAAACAUAAAAAUCCAACAUUAUUGCAGCCAGAGCUUAUAAAUCAACAUUGAAUAGCCCUGAAGCCAGACUGGAAAGAUCACACAUGGACUGUAAUCCAAUUGUUCCAUCUAGUGGAAGGUAUAGAUACAGCAAGCGAGUUAACAGCCUAAGCCUGACAAAGAUGCAAGGUCUACCUAAAAGCACAUUCAUGAGCCUCUGUCAAAAUGUUUUGAGCAUUUUUUGUUGUUGUUUUUGAGUGACUUUAUUUGCCUUCUCACCACAGCCUCAGCCCACCAAUGCCACAACAGGACACAGAAGGAACAGUGAAGGGAAAGUGAAUAUUCAAAGCCUUGUCUGGUAGUAAAGCUUCUAUUUUUGUAACAUGUUUUGGUUAAUAAAGUCAUGAAAGAGAACGAGGGAGAGAAAAAGAUGUCAGGUAGCACUUAACUAUAUUCCCGCAAUAAUUAGACUAGCUGUUGUUUGUAUGAUUAGGGGAGAAACAUAAAAAUGGUAGGACAAGUGCUAUUUUCAGAAUGCUUUGUUGUUGUGUUUCCGUUAUGUUGAGUGUGUCUUUCUUGUCAGUGUGGUAGUAAAGUGGUAGAAAAAAACUCUGGAUGUGCCAAACAGUAGUCGUUGCUUCCGCUUUCCAGUCUACUCGUCUAUAAUGUAGAAUGGAUUCCUAAGACAUUCCAGCAAUCUCUGUAGCGGCUUCUAGAAAUAUCUUUUAAAAAAGAGCAAAAAAAAAAAAGAAAUGGAAAAAAAAAGAAAAGUGAUAUCCCUUUAGAAACCCAACAAAGCAUGUUAAUACAUCUGUCACCAACAGCAACAUAGAAUCCAGUUGUUUGUCUUUUGUUUUCUGUUUGCACACUAUCAUUCCUCUGCCGUGCAAUUUGCACAAGGCGUUAAUGCCUUGUGCUGUCACCCCUCAGGGACGAGUUUCUUUUGCGCUUUCUGUUUUGAGAGGACAUUUGUUUGUACUCAUUAGGUUUAGUUUAUGUUUUUUGUCAGUGAUUGAGAUUAACAUUUGAAUAUUCAUCACCGAGUGGUUUCCGAAUUUUACAUCAUUGAUGUCCAUUAGGGGCCUCCAGCCACUCAAAGACCACCACUGCGCCCCCACGGUCAAGUUCAAGAAAAUGUCAUUUGUAAAAACAACAAAACCCCAUCGCUUUUACAAACCACAGUUUUAUCAGUACACAGCAUAUUCCUGUCACACAAAAAUCUGUUUUGGUUUCAAAUGGUGUCAUCAGGGUCUUAAAAAAUGAUAACCCUCUUUAUUAGAAAAACCAAAUAUUCUUAUGCAAUACUAAAUCUGUUGUGUUUGGGUUGUGGUAUAUGCUGUACCUAAGUAAUAAUCUCUGUUAUGAUCCAAUGCUAUUUGGAUAUGCACAAGCCCUCUACGACUAGUAAACCUCAGUCUCCCAGCAAAAGAAAACCCAGUCUGGAACACUGCUAGACAAUCCAGGUUGAGAGGCCCAGUGGCCUGGCAAGAGCAGCGAAGAGGAUGAGGUAUGAACGCUCAGGGAGGUAACAGGUAGACCGAAGAAGCAGCUUGCUUUCCUCUGGACAGUUGCAGAGCAUUUGAUUAGCUCUGUUGUGAAUUUAUGAGGUCUUUAAAAUCUCUUCAAAGCACUGAGAAGAGGUAGCAUGGCACACUGAACGGUAGUUACAGCACUUACUGUUCAGAAAAUGAUAAAGAGAUGGAGAUUUGGCUGAUUUCCUGUUAUUUAUUUGCAAAAAAAAAAAAAUUUGGUUUGUUUCUUGAAAAUGAUUCCGUUUUCUUAAGCUGUUGUAAUAUUGCUUGAUGGUCACAUAAAACAGUUUUUCUCAAAUAUGAUCAGCGAAGGUCUACCACCAAAACGGUUCUCCUCUCAUAAAGUGAAAAUUUGUUUUUCAUUCAAGUCUACAUGUUUGAGUGGCAUGUAAUGUGUUCUACAAUAUAAAACAAGCAAUAUGCCUUGUGUUACAAUUACGGGUCUCUACAGUGCAGUCAUCAUCGUUUUUUAAUUGACUUUAUUCAUUCAGCUGACUCAAACUGAUAAGGUUUACUCUCAGUCUAGAACAAAAAAUAAUAAAGCCCCAUUAAUCUGUUUUCAUCUUCUUAUGUACUGGUAUUGUUGGAAGGAUAGCAGAAAAUGGUCAUCAAACACAUGAAUACUUGUGUCUAACUAAAAACUGCGCCUUCGCACAGGCCUGUAAAGUGAUGUCCUUCUGUAUAUUCUCACUUGAGAUAUCCCAAUUUACUGUAAGUAAGGGAUUGAUGCUACGUGUGCUAUUCAAUCAGUGUAUAGUAUUCAGUAAAAUGUGCUGGUCCUUCUGUCUCUGCUCUGUUGUCUGUUUGUAAAAAGCAAUAGUGUGUGUGUGUGUGUGUGUGUGUGUGUGUGCGCGCGAUUGUGUGUGUAUGUGUUUGUUCUCGCAGUGUGUGAAUAAAAUAAACCCCAGACAAGGCUUUAAUAAUUACAGAGGGAACAGGGUUAUGUGGAACGAGGAGGUCUUGAUUUUAUUUUGGGACUUUUUUUUUUUUUUUUUUUUUUUUUUUUAAAAGGCUUUGGAAUUGCUGAGCUUGAUCCAUCCAUAAAUAGGUGUAGGUUUUUAAAAGCAUGACAUAAUGCCUUCAACAAUUCAUGGGUCUGCAGGAUGCUGUGAGGCAACAUUGACCAGCUUCACAGUGCAAACAUGCUUCGCUAUCAGUUCGGACAGCACGGCAACAGCCUGAGCUGAAAUGAAUUGGAGUGAAUUCUGGACUGUAAAUUGUGAAAAAUGAGUCUUCUUGACCAUACAAAUUGUGAAGAUCAGAGUUAUGUCACGCUUAAAAGUUGUGCUGGAGUGUCGGUGUGUUACCCAGAAUUAUGAGUCAGUUGUCAUAUUUUAACAUAACUCACUUUCCAAAGCACAGCUGAUAAGGAUUUAUGAUUAAAAAUACGUUUAAGAAUAUAGUUUUAAAAAAAAAUUGAAAAGCAACUUUUAGCCAUAAUCGAAUGUCAAGCAAUAAUAUAUGUCUGUGUAUUAUUUUUGAUUCUUUUGUGCAUAAUAGUCUUUGAACAUCUGCAUGUAAAUACACCUCUUAUUUAUCACUUUUUUGGUUUUGUUUUAUUUUUGUGUUGAUUUUGUGGAUGUUUUUAUGUUUCAUCUGUAUAUUUGACCAGUUCUGUUCCCAGGUGGAGAACUAAGAACUUGACAUGGCCUGUAUGCUGUAUAUCUUAUUUUCUCUCUCUUUCUCUCUCCCCCAUUCUCGGCUGUUUAUUCACCAUAUUUAAUGUUAUUAUUGAUCACAUGUAUAAAGGUAGCUUUGUAAUUUCUGUCUGUAUAGGUAAGAGGAAAAUACUGCUACUAAGGCCUACCCAGUGAAAAUAUUUAUCUGUUUAUCAAUUACACCAUAUUGUACGAUAACUCUGUUUCUAGUUUGCUUCCCUCCUUUAGGAUUAGUUUGAUAGCGAUAGGGUGUGCUGACAUUUAUUUUGUGUUGCCCUAAUGUGUGGUGCUAGGUAAGUUAAUUUUGUGAACAAAGUAUUGAUUCCUAAGCCUGGCCACCCUAUUAGUCCAUUCAUUUCAUUGCAUAUUAAUGUAUUAUUGAUAUUAGGACUCAAUAAAUAAUAAUGAUAAUGAAAAUGAUAGUGGUAAAAAUUACCCAGCCAGUACCUGUAUCAGUGUGCUCGUCUUGGGAUAAGGCACUUAUUUCCUUCUGACUUAUAGCAAAGCUAGUAUCUGCUAAUUAACAAGCUAUUUAAGGUUGCUUUCCUGGUUUGUGGAAAAAUGAUAAUAUUCAAACUGAAACAGCAGUAUUGUGUUUUUUCUUUGUCUGAUUGUAAAAACCACUCACUGAGGCUAUAGUUUGUCAGGUUUUAAGAUACUAAAUAUUUACCUCUCUUGCGUCUGCAUAGUUCUUCACCUGAUGCAGGGAAGUGGUGCUUGGAUUUUAUUAAACAGAGCCUCGGUAUGCUUUUGUUAUUCCCCAUUUUAGACUAUCCUGAAAGUGGUUUCUUCAGACCAGUGGCAUAAACCUCUUGCACCACAUGAAGUGUUACAAAUGUACAUGAAAGAAUUGCCAUUUGAGGACAAAGUUGACCUUUUCUCUCCACUCUGUAGCAAAUAUCAGUGAGAAUAUGCUUGCAAUAAUAUACAACGUAUCACACUGAGUGCCUCUCGGUGUAACAAGAUGCAUACGUGGUUUUGAUUGUCUUUUUUUGUGGUUUUUCCAGACGUGUACUGAAGUGACAAUGUAUUUUGUACAUGAGGAUGAAUUCUCACUCUCACAUGCUUCAAAUGUUUUUUCAGAUUCUUUCUUUUAUGUGAUGGUAAUCAUUUUCACGUGGGUUGAUGCACUAUGUGAAAGGGUUUCAAUGUUUUGAUGGUCCGUUUUGAGUGUACAUGUCACAUCCCUCACCUUAUUUGAGAAACACAACUGGAAAGUUUGUUUCAUGUUGAUCUUGAAUGGUCAAAUAAAUGGUCGCAGAAAAUAUUACACAAAAGUUCACCUGCACGUUGUUUUUUGUUUUUUGCAUAGGCAAAAACUAACAGGCAAUCCACUUUUCUUCGUUUUCUGUUUGUUUUAUAUCAGCUCCUUUCUUAUUUAACGGAGAACAGAAGAUUUACUAAUGCAUUGUAUGUCAAGUAUUUGUAUGUGUUUGUAAAAAAGGCAUACAACACAUCUGGAUUUCUUUAAUGUUCUGUGUUCAACGUACGCUCAGUCGGUUGGGGUAACGUGAAGGGUGGGUGGAGCACGGGUCGAUUCUUUUUUUUCCAUGCAAAAGCAGUACAAAUUAUGGGAAAGCCGAAACUAGUGUGGUUGUCACAAAUUUCUAAGUCACACGUUUGCUACUGAUGUUAAAAUGGGGACAGAUGAUCAUGUACCUUUUUAUCCAGCUCUUUUGAACUCUCUUUAGCAGGUAGUCUAUUCACAAACGUAGUUUUGCUCCUUCUUGUCUGAUUCUUAAAUAUGAAAAUAAGUAUUUUGAUUCAUUUUGUAAAUACAGCUGUAAAGAAAAAUAAGAAAUUUAAUGUUGUCUUUUAAAUACUUUUCAUUCUAAUAUGAAUGUUGUUAUAUUGUACUUAGAAACUGUACCUUUAAUAUUACCUUUAUUAAAAGUGCAUUGGACACAUCGAUUUUAGAUGUGCUUUAUGUGCUGUUAUCCCAUAAUAAAAUUUACCGCUUGUAA